Messenger RNA from Moneuplotes crassus, 927 nucleotides. The record is from the annotation of a GenBank genome assembly. NCBI's taxonomy places the organism in Eukaryota, Ciliophora, Spirotrichea, Euplotida, Euplotidae.
UUUAUUUCUAUUACUAUUGCAAAUACAAACAUAAGAAAAAUGAAUAACCACACAAGCAUCAUCCCUCAGAUUGAUAUUAAAGAGGAUAAGAUUUUCUUACCCCUAAAUACUUUGACAUUGACUCUCGAAGCACCAAUUCCCGAUUCCUGAUUGAACUUCCUGACUAUGACAGUUUCAUCAAUGAAGUAUGACAUGAUUAAUAAGUCUGAUUUGGAAAUUGUGGCUACUGAAAGACAACAAAGUUUGGCAGACCAGUUCGUCACUGGAAUCCCUUCCAAAACAAAAACGCUCCAGAGCUCUAUUAAGCCAUUAGAAGAGAAGCAGGGACUUGCUCUUGAUGAGUUGACUCAGAGACUUUCCUGCUGCUCAGAUCUUCUUCCAGCACCAACAGAAAUGAAGAAUCAUUUUAAUAGUUCUGAUGAAAGUCCUUUGUCAGAAAAUAUGGAUGAAGUGAAUCAGUUUCCUCAUGAGGUUGCUACUAUUACUGAUGAGGCUACUGGUCAGAAUAGAAAGAUCUUCACGUGUCGUUAUAAGAAUUGAGGGAGGGAAUUUAACCAGCAAAAUAAUUUUAUCAAACAUGCUAAUAUACAUACUCUCAAAAAGCCCUUCAAGUGUACCAUGUGCUUAGAGAGGUUUGCUCAGAAAGGAAACCUUAAGAGGCAUAUGAGGACCCAUAGAGGUGCAAGCAGGACCAAUAAAAAGAAGUUCCAGUGCGAGAUUUGCUACAAGAAGUACUCCACCAAGUUCAACUUAAAAGUACAUAAGAAGACAUGUCACAAUAUUUGUGAGGCUUAAUUCUUGGACAACAUAAGAUUAUGUCUUGGCCAGUAUAGCAUGGUGACCUGACUCGGCCCACUAGGAUGGAGUCACGUUAUUAAUAACAUAUUUAAGCAAGGUAUCUGAUCUAGUGAAGCGUUUCAAUGAAAU